Messenger RNA from Mauremys reevesii (Reeves's turtle), 1403 nucleotides. It is a transcript of the gene AHSG, whose product is annotated as alpha 2-HS glycoprotein. Gene Ontology annotation, molecular function: cysteine-type endopeptidase inhibitor activity. The record is from RefSeq and is a predicted model, not a curated record. Gene Ontology annotation, cellular component: extracellular matrix; blood microparticle; extracellular region. The coding region runs from base 81 to 1142 and encodes 353 amino acids. Lineage: Eukaryota; Metazoa; Chordata; Testudines; Geoemydidae. The transcript is spliced from 7 exons. Gene Ontology annotation, biological process: negative regulation of endopeptidase activity.
UCUAGCUUCUUCCAUCUUGGCAUUAGAACAUUGUUCCUAGCUCUGUUAUACUGAAAGGGAGCAGCUGUUCUCAUUGUGCCAUGAAGGUGUUAGUAGCUUUACUAUUGCUUGUGCAGCUCCUAAGCUGCAAAGCUGUACCCUUUGAUCCCUCUCAUCCCCUGCAUCUACGGUUCCUUGACUGUGAUGACCCAGAGUCUGAAGAAGCAGCUGCCAUAGCUGUGGACUACAUCAAUGCCCAUAAUCAUCAUGGAUACAAGUAUGCACUGAACAGCAUUGAGAAGAUCAAGGUGUUGCCCAGGAGGCCUACUGGAGAGAUAUUUGACCUCGAACUUGACUUAUUAGAGACUGUAUGCCACAUCGUGAACCCCUUGCCCGUUGAAAAUUGUACCGUAAGGCCAUUGACAGAUCACGUUGUUGAAGGUGACUGUGAUGUUAAAUUGCUCAAGUUGGAUGGACGCUUUUCUGUAUUAUCUACCCAAUGUCACUCAACUCCAGACUCAGCUGAAGAUGUUACUCAAAUCUGCCCCGACUGUCCAACAUUAGCACUUUUAAAUGACACUCAGGUGAUAACUGCGGUUGACCUUGCACUCGCUCAGUAUAACAGAGGACAGGAUGGUGCCUUCUUUAAACUCCUUGAAAUUGGACGAGCUCAAAUUCAGCAUUUCCCAGACAUUGUCGAUGUCGAGUUUGCCAUUGUUGCCACUACCUGCUCAGCGAAAGAUGCCCAGGAACAUGUGGGUGACUGUCAGCUGCUGCCUAAGGAUCAAGUUCAAUUUGGCUUCUGCAAUGCAGCAGUUCUCACCAAAAACAACAUCACAGUGUCCUGCACAAUUUAUGAACAUCAGCCUGGAGUGACCCACCAUCACCUGACUCACGAUCACUUGGGAGGACAGCUUCCCACCGUGGUAAAAGGCUUCAAGCAUCAUGACCUCAGGCACUUCCACCACGGCUCAGUCCAUGGUAAAUCAGAGUCCAGCUCUGCAGAAGCUUUUGUUGGUCUACCACCAGCAGUUCCUGUGGUCAAAAGAUCACUGGUCUACCACCAGCAGUUCCUGCGGUCAACAGCCAUCCCUGCUCCCCCUGUAGGUCCAGGUCCUAAACUCCCAGUGUGUCCCGGGAGGAUACGACAUUUCCAAGUGUAGGGUAAGAUACAUUAGCCAGCUGAUGAAGGGUUAGCUGGUGGCAUAACCCACUUGCAGAGCAUACUGCCAAGUAUAAGCGUCUGAGAGCACUCAAAUCUCUGAGCGCCAAUGGGUUUCAACCCGAUAUAUGAAAGUGAUCGAAAGCUCACAAUAAUCUGCUUUGAAAAGUAGGUGACCACAUACUGUGGCUGCUGUAAAACCCAUAACUUCAUGAUAUGAAAACCAACCAAAGGUGCUUCACAAAUAAAACUUAAACAUGAA